Molecule: messenger RNA, 621 nt
Organism: Rotaria sordida
Lineage: Eukaryota; Metazoa; Rotifera; Eurotatoria; Philodinida; Philodinidae
Source: the annotation of a GenBank genome assembly
AUGUUAACUUUAUGUCUAUUUUACUGUUUAUCAACAACAGAUGGAAGACGUCUUAAAUAUCGAUAUGAUAUGUUAAUCAGCAGUCGACAAGCUAGUGAAGGCCAAAAUUCCUUAUUUUAUGGUAUGAAUGCAAAGGAAACAAAAAUAUUUACACUUAUUAACAAUUAUCGUCGACAACUUGGUUUACCAUCUCUUCAAGCAUCUGCUAAUCUUGCUUAUGUUGCUCAUACACAUGCUGUUGAUGUUGUUGAAAAUAAUCCAGCUGUUUAUGGUGGUAAUGCGCAUAGCUGGAGUAAUAAAGGAAAUUGGAGACCAGUUAUAUAUACACCUGAUCAUAGACAAGCACAAUUAAUGUGGAGUAAACCAUCUGAAAUAAGUAAUUAUAAAUAUUACGGUUUUGAAAUAGCAUAUGGGUUUGCGGAUUAUCGAAACAGAGAAGUGACAGUUGAUCCAAUAGAAGCUGUUAACAGUUGGAUAAGAAGUCCAGCACAUAAAGAUGUUAUAAUCCAACGAGGUGCUUUUCAAAACACACCAAUGAAAGCCAUGGGUGCUGGUAUUUACAAAGGAUUUGCAUGCGUAUGGUUUGGUCAACAGCUCGAUACAUUUUCACCUCCUAAAUGA